This is a messenger RNA of Pieris brassicae (large cabbage white), 2642 nucleotides long. RefSeq names its product E3 ubiquitin-protein transferase MAEA (gene Kaz). The record is from RefSeq and is a predicted model, not a curated record. Gene Ontology annotation, biological process: proteasome-mediated ubiquitin-dependent protein catabolic process. Gene Ontology annotation, molecular function: ubiquitin protein ligase activity; protein binding. Bases 308 to 1489 code for a protein of 393 amino acids. Gene Ontology annotation, cellular component: GID complex; cytoplasm; nucleus. NCBI's taxonomy places the organism in Eukaryota, Metazoa, Arthropoda, Insecta, Lepidoptera, Pieridae. The transcript is spliced from 9 exons.
UUGUCUCCAACAGCGAACAUUAAAACAAAAUUUUUAAUAAAAAACUACAAUCAUAUAACAUACCUGCAUCUUAUUGUAAUUGUGUUAACUAUUGCGGCUUUUAUGUUCAUAAAUAGGAUAAAUAGAAGUUUAAAUUAAUAAACUUUUAUUGAUCAGCCUAUUCAAACAAGAAUAUCAUCCUGAGACUUGACGUUGAUCAGCUGAGUUUUGUUUUCGUUGCAUUUGAUACCAUCUUUGAUCGUAUUAUUAAUUGAAUAGGUAUUAGUAUUUUUUGGAAACAACAAAAGAAAAAAUUAAACUAUCAACUAUGAAUGAAAUAAAAUCUCUAGAACACGCAACUUUGAAGGUGCCAUAUGAAGUCUUUAACAAGAAAUACCGCAACACUCAGCGUGUAUUUGAUGUGGAGGCCCGUCAAGUGGUUGCCGCUGUUGGUGAUCUAGAUAAUGCUGUAAAAAGUGGAUCUACAGCUGGUGAAAUCAAUAAUUUGCUUGGUGGAAUGGUUGAAAAACUGACAACAAUGAAGCGUAAAGCAUCAGAUGCAAUAGCAGAGGAAGUACAAGCUGCUUUUGUUUGUAAGAAACGACUUGAACAUUUGAAAGAGCAAGCAGAGGCUAUUGCUGAACCAAAUUCGCCACAGAAUAAGACGGCAAUGACUCAAUGGCGUAAAGUGCGCCUGGACCGCAUGAUUGUCGAUUACUUCCUAAGGAACGGCUAUUAUGACUCCGCAAGUAAAAUGGCUGAUUCUCGUAAUCUUCGCGAUUUGACUAAUGCUGACAUAUACGCGGCCGGUGCAGAGGUCGAACGCGAGUUAUGGGCCCGUCGUACAUCUCGUUGUUUGCAAUGGUGUGCCGAUAAUCGAUCUAAGCUGCGCAAACUCAACUCCACUAUGGAGUUUAACACGCGGAUACAGGAGUUCAUAGAGCUGGUGCGUGGAGACCUGCGCCUGGAUGCGGUGAAAUACGCCAAGAAGCAUUUCUCCACUUACGAUGAUGGACAGCUAGAGGACAUACAGCAUUGUAUGGGAAUGCUCGCUUUUCCCAAGGAUACUGAAGUGGAACCGUAUGCUGGUCUCCUCCGUGCCAGUCGCUGGCAGCAGUUGGUCAGCCAGUUCCGUUGGGAACACGCCAGACUAUUACACCCGGCAAGGCUGCCAGCUCUACCCGUCACCUUGCAGCUUGGGCUUGCUGCGUUGAAUACACCUCAGUGCUACAAAGAGAGCACGAAGGUGUCAGGAUGUCCCGCGUGUCAGCCCCCCCUCAACUCGUUGGCCUCCACUUUGCCCCACGCACACUGCUCCCACUCGCGCCUUGUCUGCCGCAUCUCCAACAAACCACUCAACGAACACAACCACCCCAUGGUGCUACCCAACGGACAAGUGUACGGCGAAAAGGCCCUCAAAGAGAUGAUGAAGGAACAAGGCUCAAUUGUUUGCCCGAAAACGAAGGAGGUGUUUUGCAUGAAGCGUGUCGAGAAGGUGUAUGUUAUGUAGAUUAUUUUUAUUAUUUACAUCACAAAUUGUAUUUUAGUUCUUAUUAAUGAAAUCAUUGUGACUGAGCAAUCGCAAUUUUAGUAGUUAUUUUUUUGUAAUUUCUGUUUAGCAUUAGAACAAUUUUGUUUAUUCCAACUUUCUUAUACGACAAAUUACUGUUUGAAAUCCUCGGACUUGAGCCCAAUUUUUAAAUACAGAUUUGUUUCCUCACUCCAGAAAACUUGGUACUUUUGCCACAUUUUGUAAUGAAAUCUUCAAAUAAUGAGUAAAAAACUUGUUUGUAUGAAUUACAUACAAAAUUUCAUCACAAUUUUUUUCGAAGUCAUCUUCAGUAGAUGCUCAGUCAUUUAUAUAUAGGCGUAUUUUAAGAGGUGUCUAUUAAUAGUUAUAAUAAGUUUUUUUAUCGUACUGGAGCAGCACUGUGCCUGAGCGAAACCGAAAUUUUUAAAAAAAAUUUAAAAAAUUUCAAAUUUUAUAAAUUCUAUAUAUCCAAGGCUAUACAUAGUAGAGCAUAUUUUUAAAAAUUGUCCUUUGUUAACAUAGCUUUUACACAUUAAGAAAACGGAUUAAAGCUAUGGCUUUAAUCCGUUAAAAAAGUUUUAUUACUUUUAAAAAUGUCAAAUCACCUCUUAAAAUACGAACUAAUGUCUUAACGAUUUUAAAGUUUUAUUUCCCUUAGAAAUUAACGGACGAAGCUAUUAUUAUAUUUAUUUUUUAUUGGGUUUAUUCAUUAAAGGUGUUUAUGUACUCCAUUCUAACUAUAAGAAUCUCCUACAAUUUUCUAUAUACUGCCAAUCAUUGUAGGGAAAAUAAAAGUAUUUCCGAAAUGCAAGAAUCUUUAAUUCUUACUAUACACCUCUUUACGUGAGUUAAUAUGUUUUAUAAAGGUUACACUUUUGUGAAAACACUGCUGUGGCACUGUUUUUAUAAUUUGCAAGAGGUUUCGUAAUCACUAUUUGCGUUAUCGAUCUCGUGUACUACCGUAAAAUACGGUAUUUUCAAUAAAAGCCUAUUUUAUCUUGGUGCCAUGACAUAAAUGUCUCGGAAUAUCCGGUCCAUUUUCUAUGCUGUAUUUUGUUUAUCCUAACAAUCGAUAUUAAGGAAUGUAAUAGUUUGUAUAUCAUGUAACUUUAAAUAAAGGUAUCUAUGUAAA